Molecule: messenger RNA, 588 nt
Organism: Neoarius graeffei (lesser salmon catfish)
Lineage: Eukaryota; Metazoa; Chordata; Actinopteri; Siluriformes; Ariidae
Gene: tm4sf4
Product: transmembrane 4 L six family member 4
Exons: 4
Coding region: 1-588 (195 amino acids)
Cellular component (GO): membrane
Source: RefSeq, a predicted model, not a curated record
AUGUGUUCUGGGAAUUUUGCAAAGUGUUUGGGUAUCACCCUCAUUCCUUUAGCUAUCCUUUGCUUCCUCUGCAACGUCCUGCUGCUCUUCCCUGGAGGUAAACCUGCGAAGAACAAUAAUGACAUUACAGAUGAGGCCUGGUACUUCGGAGGAAUAAUCGGCUCUGGAAUAUUGAUGAUUUUCCCAGCACUCGUCUUCUUGGGACUGAAAACCAAUGACUGCUGUGGCUGCUGUGGCAAUGAGAGCUGUGGGCAAAGAUUUGCGAUGUUUUUCUCCAUUAUAUUUGCUGCAGUUGGCCUUUUGGGAGCUGGUUAUUCUUUCAUCGUGUCAGCGGUUGCCAUUAAUCGGGGGCCUAAAUGUUUAACAAAUGGCACAUAUACAUACCCAUUCAAUGAGGGUAACUACCUGUCCAACAAAACAAUUUGGGACUUUUGUGAGGGGCCUUCAGGGAUCGUGUCAUGGCACCUAACGCUCUUCUCCAUGCUGUUGAUAAUGGGCCUGGUUCAAAUGGCGCUGUGUAUAUUUCAGGUCGUCAAUGGCCUAAUUGGCACCAUCUGCGGAGACUGCUGUGGAUGUUGCGGGGUAUGA